UCCUCCAGCCUCGGCCGUGUGCAGCGUGGGCUCCCGCAGCCAUUGCAGCUCAGAGAGGUCCCAGUCAGAGUGUCACGGCGCAGGCUCGGUGUAGCGCAGCCGCUCUGAGAAUCUUAUGAUCUAUGUUGACAGUUUGGCAACCAUGGAGGAUCAUACUGUUACACAGACGGAUAACCUGACGACCAUUGAAGCGCAUACAGUGGCUCACACUGUGGCUCAUUCUGUAGCCCAACAAGUCCAGCAAGUCCAUGUUGCUACAUACACAGAACACAGUAUGUUAAGUGCUGAUGAAGAUUCUCCAUCCUCUCCAGAAGACACAUCUUACGAUGACUCGGACAUCCUCAACUCUACUGCAGCCGAUGAGAUAACUGCCCAUCUGGCAGCUGCUGGGCCUGUGGGAAUGGCUGCUGCAGCGGCUGUAGCCACAGGGAAAAAGCGCAAGAGGCCUCAUAUCUUCGAGUCCAACCCUUCAAUACGUAAAAGACAGCAAACAAGACUUCUUCGGAAACUGAGAGCAACGUUGGAUGAGUAUACUACCAGAGUAGGGCAGCAAGCCAUUGUCUUGUGCAUUUCUCCUUCCAAACCCAAUCCAGUCUUCAAAGUGUUUGGAGCGGCUCCACUGGAGAAUGUUGUACGCAAGUAUAAGAGUAUGAUCCUGGAGGACCUGGAAACUGCAUUAGCGGAGCAUGCGCCUGUGCAGCAAGACAUCAACUCUGACCUGCCCCCCCUGACUAUAGAUGGCAUUCCGGUAUCUGUGGAUAAGAUGACACAGGCCCAGUUACGAGCAUUCAUUCCAGAGAUGCUGAAGUAUUCUACGGGUCGAGGUAAACCAGGCUGGGGCAAAGAAAGCUGUAAACCUAUCUGGUGGCCCGAUGACAUACCUUGGGCUAAUGUUCGUAGUGAUGUCCGAACCGAAGAACAAAAACAGAGGGUAUCUUGGACACAAGCACUAAGAACGAUAGUAAAGAACUGUUACAAGCAGCACGGAAGGGAAGAUCUGUUAUAUGCGUUUGAGGAUCAGCAGCCACACCACAUGGCAACAGCACAUGGCAUUGCUCACCUUGUGCCAUCACAGACUGUGGUACAGACUAUCAGCAAUCCAGAUGGCACAGUAUCCCUUAUUCAGGUUGGCACAGGUGCUACUGUUGCCACAUUGGCAGAUGCUUCAGAGCUACCGACUACAGUAACUGUUGCACAAGUUAAUUAUUCUACAGUCAGUGAUGGUGAGGUAGAACAAAACUGGGCAACGCUUCAAGGUGGAGAGAUGACCAUUCAGACAACACAAGCAUCUGAAGCCACUCAAGCUGUUGCUUCCCUAGCUGAAGCUGCCGUUGCUGCAUCACAUGACAUGGCACAAGGUGCUACAGUCACCAUGGCACUAAACAGGUCCUGCCACAACAAUUUUUUCGGUCGGACACUAGGUGAAGCAGCGGCUCAUGCAGUAGCCACCUUGGCAGAAGCCACACUUCAGGGAGGAGGGCAGAUCGUUUUGUCAGGAGAAACGGCUGCAGCUGUUGGGGCUUUAACUGGAGUACAAGAUGCCAAUGGUCUAGUUCAGAUCCCUGUCAGUAUGUAUCAGACGGUGGUGACCAGCCUGACGCAGGGUAAUGGACCCGUCCAAGUUGCCAUGGCUCCUGUCACUGCAAGGAUAUCUGAUUCUACAGUUACAGUGGAUGGGCAAGCCGUGGAAGUGGUUACUUUGGAGCAAUGACUGUUACAAGGAGGAAAUGUGUGAUAUAAUUUCCUUUUUCCGCUCGUCUCCCCGGUGUUUUGAGCAGGAGUAUCUAUAGGCAUCCUCUGUUGUUGGGAGACCUGUGCCACUGAAGGGAUCUCCUGUGGACAAGACUCAUUGCCAAGCCUUUAUCCAAAGUUUGUUUUUGCCCAUACACUGGUCUUUUUUUCCAUUAAGCAUUUAAUUUAUUUCAAUAAAACAAGCGUCGCUUACAUCAGUCAGCUUUUUUAACCCCUUAAAGACUCAGUGGGACAUCAAGGGCACUGUGGAAAAGAGAACUGAUAAUGUUUAAGUUAAUGAGCAGCUUCUUGCCAUCAAAGAUAAGACAACACAACGGACGUCCUUGGAAGCAAAGACUCUUGUGGUUUUAAUAUUCUACUUUUGGACUGAAAUGGUAAUAAUGAUUUGGAAGUUCAGGUUUAUCUGUUGCAUUCAUCAUACACUUUAGCAAUUAAGACCUGGACACUUUUUUGGUUAUAAUUUUAGAAAAUUUGUCAUUUUUGUCCUCUUUAGGACAGUGAAAUGUCUGUAAUAAAAGUAACCAGUAAGCAUUUGUAAUGCCACCUUCAUACAUUGCUAACUGCUGAAACUUGUAGAUUAACAACAGAAAGUUGCAAUCUAUCUGCCAGAGCUUGGGUAAAAGGACAUACAGCUAAUAAAAAGUCAUAAUUGUCUACAUUAAUUCUGGCUCCAUAUAAAUUUCA
Rana temporaria (common frog) is the source of this 2436-nucleotide messenger RNA. It is a transcript of the gene NRF1, whose product is annotated as nuclear respiratory factor 1. The record is from RefSeq and is a predicted model, not a curated record. Bases 116 to 1711 code for a protein of 531 amino acids. Gene Ontology annotation, biological process: regulation of transcription by RNA polymerase II. Gene Ontology annotation, cellular component: nucleus. Gene Ontology annotation, molecular function: DNA-binding transcription factor activity, RNA polymerase II-specific; RNA polymerase II cis-regulatory region sequence-specific DNA binding. The transcript is spliced from 12 exons. NCBI's taxonomy places the organism in Eukaryota, Metazoa, Chordata, Amphibia, Anura, Ranidae.